AUGCCCCCUUUGGGUCACGUGGGACGAAGGCGGGGUUGGCAACAUAGACAGUCCCUGCCCUCGCCCACCGUCGACGGUGCCGGGCCCGCCAUGGCGCGGGCCGUGCUGGUGGAGGCCCUCAUCGUGUUGGCCGUGGUGCUGCGCGUCCACGCCGCGGUGUGGGACCGCUACUCGUGGUGCGCCGUGGCCUUGGCCGUGCAGGCUUUUUACGUCCAGCACAAGUGGGACCGGCUGCUGCGGGUCGGGGGCGCCGUCUUCCAGUUCCGCGCCGCGGCCAACAGCGGCCUGCUGCCGGCCUCCAUGGUCAUGCCCCUCCUCGGCGUGGCGAUGAAGGAGCGGUGUCAGCUGGAGGGCAACGAGUACUUCGAGCGAUUCGGGGUCGUGGUGGCGGCCACGGGCAUGGCGGUGGCCCUCUUCCUCUCCGUCCUGGCCCUGGGCAUCACCCGCCCCGUCCCCACCAACACCUGCGUGGUGUCCGGGUUGGCCGGCGGCGUCAUCGCGUACGUCCUGAAGCACUCCCUGGCCGUGGCCGAGGUCAUCGAGGUCCUGGAGGUGCUGCUCAUCUUCGUCUACCUCAACAUGAUCCUGCUCUACCUGCUGCCCCGCUGCUUCACCCCCGGCGAGGCCCUGCUGGUCCUCGGGGGCAUCAGCUUCGGCCUCAACCAGCUCAUCAAGCGCUCCCUCACCGUGACCCAAGGAGACCCCGUGGACUUCUUCCUUCUGGUGGCCGUGGUGGGGGUAGUCCUCUUGGGGGUCUUCCUCAGCGUCCUCUUCGUCUUCAUGGACUCCGGCACCUGGGCAUCCUCCCUCGUCUUUCACCUGCUGACGGGCGCCCUGGUCUUGGGCGUCGUCCUGCCGUGGCUGGGCCACCUGCUCCGGAGGAACCCGGCGCUCUGGCUCUUUCAGUUCCUGCUCCAGACCCCGACCAGGAUCUGUCUCCUCUUCUACUGGUCCCUGCUGGCCGCCGCGGCCUGCGGGCUGGUACUGCUUCAGAGCUCCAAGAGGUCGUCGGCCGAGUCAAAGAAGUACCGGGCCUCCACCGUCACCCGGAAGUACUUCCACCUCAUCGUGGUGGCCACUUACGUCCCGGGCCUCGUCCUCGACCGGCCGCUGCUCUACGUCGCGGCCGCGCUCUGCCUGGCCGCCCUGGUCUUCCUGGAGUAUGUGCGCUUCUUCCGCAUCAAGCCGCUGGGCCAGACCCUGCGGAGCCUGCUCUCCCUCUUCCUGGACGAGCGCGACAGCGGCCCCCUCAUCCUGACUCACAUUUACCUCCUGCUGGGAUUGUCCUUUCCCGUGUGGCUCUUCCCUAGGCCCUGCGGCCGGGUCGGGGCCGCGGCCCUGGUCCCGUACUCCGGCGUCCUGGCGGUGGGGGUGGGCGACACCGUCGCCUCCGUCUUCGGGAGUACCGUGGGAGAGAUCCGGUGGCCGGGGACCAAGAAGACCUUUGAAGGGACCAUGACUUCCAUCUUUGCCCAGAUCAUCGCCGUGGCUCUGAUCCUGAUCUUUGACAGCGGGGUGGAGCUCAGCUCCGGCUAUGCCUGGAUUCUGGGCUCCAUCACUGGGGUCUCCCUGCUGGAAGCCUAUACUUCCCAAAUUGACAAUCUCCUCUUACCUCUGUACCUCCAGAUACUGCUGAUGGUUUAGGGGUCUUGCUGGGAUCUUGGCGGGGACGGGAGGAAGGGGAAACAGAGAGGGAACGGAUGGACCAUUCAUUCACAGCCAUUAGCCAUUUGGAUCCGAUCAGCAGCCUUGUGGUAAAAGGCAAAAUAGCUCUUGCACUACAUUGAAUUUAAAUUAAAAAAAGUAUUUAAAGCCUUUCCUGGCUUAACUCUUCCUUUUCCCUCAAUUGGGCAGGGAAUGUGUCUGCUAAUUCUGUUGUAUUGUUCUCUUCCAGGCGCUUAACGCAGUGCUCUGCACGUGGUGCUCAAUAAAUGCCGCUCAUCAAAUCAA
Messenger RNA from Tachyglossus aculeatus (Australian echidna), 1950 nucleotides. RefSeq names its product dolichol kinase (gene DOLK). Gene Ontology annotation, biological process: dolichyl monophosphate biosynthetic process. Gene Ontology annotation, molecular function: dolichol kinase activity. The record is from RefSeq and is a predicted model, not a curated record. The coding region runs from base 1 to 1644 and encodes 547 amino acids. Gene Ontology annotation, cellular component: endoplasmic reticulum membrane. NCBI's taxonomy places the organism in Eukaryota, Metazoa, Chordata, Mammalia, Monotremata, Tachyglossidae. The transcript has 2 exons.